This is a messenger RNA of Leptosomus discolor (cuckoo roller), 3057 nucleotides long. NCBI's taxonomy places the organism in Eukaryota, Metazoa, Chordata, Aves, Leptosomiformes, Leptosomidae. The record is from RefSeq and is a predicted model, not a curated record.
CAGAGCUGUGCACGCUGGACUGUGGCAGCCACGGUGUCUGUUCAAGAGGGAUAUGCCAGUGUGAAGAGGGCUGGGUGGGACCGACCUGUGAAGAACGUACCUGCCACUCUCACUGUGCUGAACACGGCCAGUGCAAGGACGGGAAGUGUGAGUGCAGCCCUGGAUGGGAAGGGGACCACUGCACCAUUGAUGGCUGCCCAGGUCUCUGUUACGGAAACGGGAGGUGCACUCUUGAUCAGAAUGGGUGGCACUGUGUUUGUCAAGUGGGCUGGAGUGGCUCAGGAUGUAAUGUUGUCAUGGAAAUGGUGUGUGGAGAUAAUCUGGACAAUGAUGGAGAUGGCUUGACAGACUGUGUAGACCCUGACUGUUGUCAGCAAAGCAAUUGUUACGCAAGUCCUCUCUGCCAGGGUUCGCCUGAUCCCCUUGACCUUAUUCAGCACAGCCAGCCGCCUUUCUCUCAGCAUCCUCCGAGGCUUUUUUAUGAUCGGAUCAGAUUCCUUAUUGGGAAAGAAAGCACUCAUGUAAUCCCAGGAGAUGUCUCAUUUGAGAGCAGACGGGCAUGUGUCAUUCGAGGCCAGGUGGUAGCAAUAGAUGGAACACCUUUGGUUGGAGUGAACGUCAGUUUUCUGCACCACAAUGAGUAUGGAUACACCAUCAGUCGACAGGAUGGAAGUUUUGACCUUGUGGCUGUUGGAGGCAUCUCUGUCACUCUAGUUUUUGACAGAUCUCCUUUCAUAUCUGAAAAAAGGACACUUUGGUUGCCUUGGAAUAGAUUUAUCAUCGUAGACAAAGUUGUAAUGCAAAGAACGGAGUCGGACACACCAUCUUGUGACAUCAGUGGUUUUAUCAGCCCAAAUCCAAUUGUACUCCCUUCACCCUUGACAGCAUUUGGAGGGUCCUGUCCCGAAAGAGGAACCGUUAUUCCAGAGCUACAGGUGGUCCAAGAGGAAAUCCCAAUUCCGUCGAGUUUUGUAAAGCUGAGUUAUCUCAGCAGUCGAACACCAGGGUAUAAAACUUUGCUGCGCAUUAUUUUGACACACACAACCAUCCCUUCUGGAAUGACAAAAGUCCAUCUGAUAGUUGCUGUUGAAGGACGUCUGCUUCAGAAAUGGUUUCCUGCUGCAGCCAAUUUGGUGUACACGUUUGCCUGGAAUAAGACAGAUAUAUAUGGGCAGAAGGUUUCUGGUCUGGCCGAGGCGAUGGUGUCGGUGGGAUAUGAAUAUGAAACAUGUCCUGAUUUUAUUCUGUGGGAGAAGAGAACAGUAAUCCUUCAAGGCUUUGAAAUGGAUGCUUCAAAUCUGGGAGGCUGGUCUAUAAACAAACACCAUGUAUUAAAUCCACAAAGUGGUAUUGUACACAAAGGAAAUGGUGAAAACAUGUUCAUUUCCCAGCAGCCACCAGUCAUCUCCACUGUGAUGGGCAACGGGCACCAGAGAAGUGUCUCUUGCUCCAACUGCAACGGUCUUGCACUCAACAGCAAACUCUUUGCCCCGGUUGCUCUUGCUUCUGGGCCUGAUGGUAGCGUGUAUAUCGGUGACUUCAAUUUUGUCAGGCGGAUCUUUCCCUCUGGAAACUCGAUUGGCAUAUUAGAAUUAAGGAAUAGAGACACAAGACACAGUACAAGCCCUGCACAUAAAUAUUACUUGGCUGUUGAUCCAGUGUCAGAAUCCCUUUACUUGUCAGAUACCAACACCAGAAAAGUCUACAAAGCAAAAUCCCUCAUUGAAACAAAGGAUCUGGCGAAAAACGCAGAUGUGGUGGCAGGAACAGGUGACCAGUGCCUUCCAUUUGACCAGAGUCACUGUGGAGAUGGCGGAAAGGCGUCCGAGGCUUCUCUCAACAGUCCAAGAGGUAUCACUGUAGAUAAGCACGGAUUUAUUUACUUCGUUGAUGGUACCAUGAUUCGCAAAAUUGAUGAGAAUGGUGUGAUCACAACAAUAAUAGGUUCAAACGGCCUCACAUCAACCCAGCCGUUGAGCUGUGACUCUGGAAUGGACAUCACUCAGGUGCGAUUAGAGUGGCCAACAGACCUCACAGUGAACCCUCUAGACAAUUCACUGUACGUUCUGGACAACAACAUUGUCCUGCAGAUCUCUGAGAACAGGCGUGUGCGAAUCAUUGCGGGGCGCCCCAUUCACUGCCAGGUGCCAGGCAUCGACCACUUCAUCGUCAGCAAGGUGGCCAUCCAUUCGACCCUGGAGUCAGCCAGGGCGAUCGCCGUGUCUCACAGCGGCAUACUCUACAUUGCAGAGACAGAUGAAAGAAAGAUCAACCGUAUACAACAGGUCACAACCAACGGUGAGAUCUCUAUAAUCGCUGGAGCCCCAUCAGAUUGUGACUGCAAGAUUGAUCCUAAUUGUGACUGCUUUUCAGGUGAUGGUGGAUAUGCCAAAGAUGCGAAGCUGAAAGCCCCCUCUUCUCUAGCAGUCUCUCCUGAUGACACGCUGUACGUAGCAGACCUUGGGAAUGUUCGCAUCCGUGCAGUCAGCCGAAACAAGGCUCACCUCAGUGACACGAAUAUGUAUGAGAUUGCAUCACCAGCGGACCAAGAACUGUAUCAGUUCACCAUCAACGGCACCCACCUGCACACGCUGAACCUCAUAACGAGGGACUACAUUUACAAUUUCACCUACAGCGGGGAAGGGGAUAUUGGCACCAUCACCAGCAGCAAUGGGAAUUCAGUUCACAUCCGCAGAGACACGAGUGGGCUGCCCCUGUGGGUCGUGGUGCCGGGGGGCCAGGUGUACUGGCUGACAAUAAGCAGCAAUGGGGUUCUGAAAAGAGUUUAUGCCCAAGGCUACAACCUGGCUCUGAUGACAUAUCCUGGAAACACGGGGCUUUUAGCAACCAAAAGCGAUGAGAAUGGAUGGACAACGGUGUAUGAGUAUGACUCCGAUGGCCAUCUGACCAACGCGACCUUCCCGACCGGGGAAGUCAGCAGUUUCCACAGCGAUGUUGAAAAACUGACACGGGUGGAACUUGAUACUUCAAACAGAGAGAAUGUGGUCACAGCCACAAACUUCUCAGCUACCUCUACAAUAUAUACUUUAAAACAAG